Prunus dulcis (almond) is the source of this 1382-nucleotide messenger RNA. RefSeq names its product transcription termination factor MTERF6, chloroplastic/mitochondrial. Gene Ontology annotation, biological process: regulation of DNA-templated transcription; chloroplast organization. The record is from RefSeq and is a predicted model, not a curated record. Lineage: Eukaryota; Viridiplantae; Streptophyta; Magnoliopsida; Rosales; Rosaceae. Gene Ontology annotation, cellular component: chloroplast. The transcript is spliced from 2 exons. Bases 188 to 1177 code for a protein of 329 amino acids. Gene Ontology annotation, molecular function: double-stranded DNA binding.
UUCGCUUCACUUCUUGAAGUGUAGUUCUAAAACAAACAGAUAAGGCUUGGGCUAUGGCUUUCUCCUCUUAACUCCUUCCUGCCACUGCCUCUGCCUAUGAAUUUUCUGCGGCUGCCUUUACAACUGCAAAGUCUCCCUCUUUUAGCUUUUCCCUUUUGCUGUGCCUGAUUGAAUCAUAGGGGGCAAAAUGGAAACCAGCACCACCCAAAAUGUUAGUACUAGUAUCAUGUGGUUCUUCAGGGAUAAAGGUUUUGAUGAUAAGAGCAUUCAGGAUAUGCUAAAAAAGUGCAAGCGUCUUGAGAAUGUGCAUGGGGAAACAGCCUCUGAGAACUGGGCUUAUUUGAAAAGUAUUGGCAUUCAAGAGAGAAAGCUACCUUCUGUUGUUUCAAAGUGCCCCAAGAUACUUACUUUGGCCCUCCAUGAGAAGCUUGUACCUACGGUUGAGUGCCUCACCACGCUCGGUACCAAACCCCGCGAUGUUGCAUCUGCCAUUGCCAAAUUCCCUCACAUUCUGUCCCAUAGUGUGGAAGAGAAGCUCUGUCCGCUCUUGGCCUUCUUUGAGGCACUGGGAAUUCCUCAAAAGCAACUUGGGAAAAUGAUUUUGCUCAAUCCUAGGCUCAUCAGCUACAGCAUUGAAGCAAAGCUGUCUGAAAUUGUGAACUUUCUUGCUAAUCUUGGCCUUUCCAGAGAAGGGAUGAUUGGAAAAGUACUGGUAAAGAACCCAUUUAUCAUGGGCUAUAGUGUUGAAAAAAGAUUGCGCCCUACUGCAGAGUUUUUGAAAUCAGUUGGUCUCACAGAGCAGGGUCUUCAGACAGUGGCAAUGAGCUUUCCAGAAGUGUUGUGUAGAGAUGUAGACAAGAUUCUGAGGCCCAAUUUUGAUUAUCUAAAGAGAAGUGGAUUUGAAGAUGGUCAGAUAGCAGCUUUGGUAUCUGGUUAUCCUCCAAUUUUGGUCAAGAGCAUCCACAAUUCUCUAGAACCUAGAAUCAGGUUCUUGGUAGAGGUAAUGGGGAGACAAAUUGAUGAGGUUGCUGAUUAUCCCGACUUCUUUCGCCAUGGUUUGAAGAAAAGAGUGGAGCGGCGACACAAACUUUUGAAACAGAGGACAACCCAUUGUAGCUUGAGUGAAAUGCUGGACUGUAAUCAAAAGAAGUUCGCAACGAAGUUUGGUUUGGUGUGAAGAAUAGGCCCAAGGUACUAGAGUCUCAUAUUUUCUGUUCUUUGAUAUUCAUUUUUCUUGUAUUGUAGCUUAGUUUGGUAUUGUGUACUUUCAAUAUAUGAGGUGAACUGAACUGGUAUAUGGUUUUGGCCCUUCUGGGUGGACCAGAGAAACUUAGUUGGCUCAAGAUUCUGUGUGGACAGCGAAUUACUUGGUCUUAAAUACA